Trichoderma asperellum CBS 433.97 is the source of this 2178-nucleotide messenger RNA. RefSeq lists its product as uncharacterized. Gene Ontology annotation, cellular component: nucleus. Gene Ontology annotation, biological process: regulation of DNA-templated transcription. Lineage: Eukaryota; Fungi; Ascomycota; Sordariomycetes; Hypocreales; Hypocreaceae. The record is from RefSeq and is a predicted model, not a curated record. Gene Ontology annotation, molecular function: DNA-binding transcription factor activity, RNA polymerase II-specific; zinc ion binding; transcription cis-regulatory region binding.
AUGAGCCCGACCAGCCCUGCCAGCUCCCGCCUGGGCAACGGAAUGCCCAAGCGCAAGAGAAGCAACGGCAUGGGGGGCCUCGAGAGCAGCCCCGGCAGCAUCAACGAAGACGACCACGGCGACCAUCAUGAACACGGCGAGCACGAUAAGAAGCGCCAGCCGGGCGUCAAGCGGGCGUGCAACGAGUGUCGCCAGCAGAAAUUGCGGUGUAAUGUCGUCCAGGAACCGUUCCAGAGCUGCUCGCGGUGCAACCGUCUGAAGCUCGAAUGUAAGAUCGAAUCAAACUUCAAGCGCAUCGGGAAGCGAUCCAAGCACGCCGAGAUGGAGAAGGAGAUUGACCGUCUGCGGCGUAACAUUGCCCGGGCACAGGCUCAAGGCUACAUUUUGGAGGACGACGAGACUCUCAACUCCCCCAUGGCGCCGAGCACCGCGACUUACUCUCACACGCGAAAUCCUUCCUUGAUGGGGUCCGACGAAGCUGUAUCCUCGCUCUUGCAUCUGAAGAGAGGAGGCUCGUACAGCAUGCCGCGCUUCUCACACGAGCUGGAAGGAGUCCAGCUGACUGACGAAGGGGUCACCAACCUGUUCAACGAAUUCUUCGCCUUCUACCAUCCUUUCCUCCCGUUCUUGAAUCCCCAGCAGUCUCCGGACGUCUAUCACCAACAACACCCUCUCCUUUUCUGGUCCAUUGUCGCUGUUGCUGCGCGCCGUUUCAGUCCCGCCAACUGCCCGAACCUCAUCUCCAACCUGUCGGGACCCCUAACUCGAUUCCUGUGGACCACCAUCGGCGAAGUACCUAGCAACUACUACGUCGUCAAGGCCAUGUGCUUGCUCUGUGCCUGGCCGCUGCCUACGAGCACAACCUCGUCUGACCCGACCCACAUCCUGUGCGGUGUCAUGAUGAAGACGGCGACUGGAAUCGGAUUGCAUCGCCCCAACCACAUCCAAGAUUUCUCGCGAACAUCCGUCGAUCUGAACAAGGAGCAGCUUGCUGACCGUGUGACCACAUGGGCGGUAUGCAACAUCGUGGCUCAAAAUAUCGGCACAGGCUACGGCCAACCUGCGUCCUCGCUGUAUGACUGGACACUGGCCCUUCGACCAGGCGACGACCCGGCCUUGCACCUAUCUCCCGAAUUGGAGGCCCGCCUCCAGAUCGAAAGAUUCUGUGACAAGGUCUCCAAGGAGAUGUACAGUAACGCCAGCGAUCCCCGAGGAGUUGCCGGAGACGAGCAUCGGGCAAUGCUCAUGAGGGUAUACCGGCGCGAAUACUCGGAGCUAUAUGCAUCCAUCAUGUCCCAGCAGCUGGGCCCGAUUGUGAAUCUGCAUUUGCGGGCCGCUGCCCUUCACAUGAGACUGGCGGGAUUUUUCGAUUCUAGUAAGACACCCGGCUAUCUAGAUGACUUGCUGGGUCUGUGGCGGGCGACUGUCAGCUUUCUGGAUGAUUUAUUAGAGGUAGACAAGGUCACCUCUCCGCGCGACAACAUCGGCGGCGCCUUUUUGCUCUAUGCGACCAACUACAUGCAACAGAUGUUGGUAGCUGCCGCCUUUACCUUGCUUAAAUUGAUGAGGUCUUUCUUCUCCAAGACGAUUGACUUUCAGCGUGGGCGAAAUCUCUUCCACCGCUCCAUCCAAGCCAUCCGAGCUACCAGCGUGGUGUCCAAUGAUUUGCAAUGGCGUUUGGCCGAACUAAUGGUGCAGAUGUGGAACGGCGCCCGUUUGGAUCAGAAGAACUACAACCAGGAAGACGAUACCCCCAUCCAGGUCGACGACAGCCUACAGCUCAAAGUACGAUGCCGCCACAGUAUGAGCCUUGUUUUCGAUUCCGUUUGGCGAUGGAGGGAGGAGUAUCAAGCUUUGGGCAGAGGAUCGCUCGAAGCCGCCUUAAAACAUCCUACGAACCCGGAUUCGGCCAAUGAGUCCUCAGCCGCGUCUUCGCAACUUGACAGCACGUUGAUGCCAUCACACACUCUUCCCACGCCCAACAACAUGCUCACUGCGAAUGGUGUACUAACACCAGGCGCCCCAGGCUUGACUGCCCCUACAACCGCACCGACCAGCAUCAUUGGAAAUAUGAGCUACGGCGACACCACUUAUGACUUUUUCGAUCCCCAGCAUUGGAUGCUGGAUGGCCUCCUUGAUUUCAACUAUUCGUUUGUACCCCCUCUCGAAGGUGCAUAG